ACUGUUUUGCAAAUCAGCUGUUGGCAUCGCGAAAUUUGUUUACCCGCUUGCAAUAACACAUAUUUCGCUAUAUUGCAAGCAUGGAUGAGUUCAAAGUGCCCGCUCCACUGCCCAAACCUAAAACAGUGGUCACAGAGAAGCCUCGCACAGAAGCGCCAGCUGAACCACCUCCCCCGCCAGCACCAAAAACACCAAAUCCGUCUCCUAACCCGGCCUGUCCGUACAAGGUGCCAAAAUGGUCAGCUCCACCGGCUCCAGAACAGAAUUACAGCUUCGAAGUCCUUAAGUCGGGUCAAAUCAUAGAUCAAGUAAAACAGCUACAACAACAAGCGGUCUGGACCUUCGGCCGUCUGCCGGAGAACGACGUGGCCGCCGCCCAUCCCACAAUCUCCCGCUUCCACGCUGUACUGCAGUAUAAGCCAAAGGCACCUGUUAAACCAGAUGAAACAGAAGAAGACGAAGAUGAUAACGCCCCUAAAAAUGAACAGCCAGAGGGCUGGUAUGUCUACGACCUAGGAAGCACUCAUGGCACUUUCCUGAAUAAGCAGCGGCUGCCGCCAAAAGUUUUCAUAAGAAUGCGGGUGGGUCACAUGCUGAAGUUGGGCGGCAGCACCCGUGUCUACAUCUUGCAGGGUCCCGGAGAGGACGAGGAACCCGAAUCUGAAUUAACGGUGACAGAGUUAAAAGAGAAGCGAGAGCAGGAGAUAGCUGCCGCAGCAGCGGAGAAGCAGAGGAAGAUUUUGGAAGCGGAAGAGCGUGAGCGCAACGAGGGCGUUAGCUGGGGCAUGGGUGACGAUGCCGACGAGGAAACUGACCUCACACAUAAUCCAUACGCUUCCACCAACAACGAGGAUCUCUUUUUCGACGACCCCAAGAAGACUCUGAGAGGAUUCUUUGAACGUGAGGGUCUCAACCUGGAGUAUAAAUGUGACGAGCUGUCGACAGGCUCCUUUGUUUGUCGUGUGGAGCUGCCGCUAGAUGAUUCUAAUGGCCGGCCAAUAAUAGUGGAGGUGAAUCACAAAGGCCGCAAAAAGGACUGUGUUGUACAGUGCGCCCUGGAGGCCUGUCGCACUCUGGAUAGGCAUGGAGUUCUCCGUCAGGCGAAUCAGGAGUCCCAGAAGAGGAAAAUUCAAAAGUCGGGUGACUCGGACGACGACGAUGAGUUCUGGGAUCGUACGGGCGAUGUGGCGCGCAAAAAACAACGAAAGGAAAAUGCUGGUGUCAAUGUCACCUUGACCUACGAGGAUUUGCUUAAGCAAGAGCAGGAUCUCAAUGAGGAAAUGAAAAAGGUUGACAACGAAAUAAACAUUUACCAACAAAAGGAAAAGAAACUCAAGGAGCAAGCCCUCAAACAGCAAUCCGCUGGUGACGACCUGGACAACUUUAUGGACACGCUUGCAGAAGAUGUGCAACAGGUGGACAAAACCGAGAUCAAAAAGCUUAGGUUGGAGCAGCAACGACUUAAGGGCGAGCAACAGAAGGUGCAACGCUUGCUCAAAAUAGCGAAACCGACGGCUCUACCUUUUGUCACCUCUAACGAAACACUUAUAGGAGAAUCCUCAAGCACGGGAGUGAAGAAACAGCUGCCCAUGAUUGGCAAGAGGAAUCAGUUCAGUAAAUUUAAGGUGGUAAGAGCUGCGGCUAGUACCCAGCCUAAGCCACAAUCAAAUGCAUUUGCCUCGGACGAAGAGGAAGUCGAGGAGGAGGACGAAGAGAAGCGCAAUGAAGCGGAGGAGCCAAGAAAACCAGAGGAAAUUGUGGUGGCACAGACGACAGAAGAAAAACUGGAGGAGCUUUCAACAACGGAGAGUAAGAACUUGGAGGAACAAGAACCCAAUGCUAAAUCGGAAGUGAGCCAACCAACAAUCCCCAAAACGGAAGUCUUAAAACCAGAAAAAGUUACACCGGAUGUGACAACAGUUUCCAGUGACACGAUUGCUUCUGUAACUGCGCCUGUAGAAUCAAUUAAGGAGAGCAACACGUCAGUUGAGGAGGACGUUUCGGAACAGGGUGCUGAAGAUGCGGCGCAAAAGAAGCGUCGACAGCGCCAGCGGCAACGAAAUAAACAGCGCCAGGAUGUGGACAUGGACUUAGACGAGCUAGCCGAGCAUGAUGAUAGCGACAAGUAUGCCAAGUGGGUGCCGCCAACCAACCAAAGUGGCGAUGGCAUUACACACCUGAACGAGAAGUUCGGCUACUAA
Drosophila bipectinata is the source of this 2201-nucleotide messenger RNA. RefSeq names its product kanadaptin. Gene Ontology annotation, molecular function: mRNA binding; protein binding. NCBI's taxonomy places the organism in Eukaryota, Metazoa, Arthropoda, Insecta, Diptera, Drosophilidae. The record is from RefSeq and is a predicted model, not a curated record.